Messenger RNA from Rhinichthys klamathensis goyatoka, 1149 nucleotides. RefSeq names its product aminoacyl tRNA synthetase complex interacting multifunctional protein 2 (gene aimp2). Gene Ontology annotation, cellular component: aminoacyl-tRNA synthetase multienzyme complex. The transcript is spliced from 4 exons. The record is from RefSeq and is a predicted model, not a curated record. Bases 145 to 1098 code for a protein of 317 amino acids. NCBI's taxonomy places the organism in Eukaryota, Metazoa, Chordata, Actinopteri, Cypriniformes, Leuciscidae.
CCGGAAAUGACGUGUGGCGGCCUCUUCUCUCCACUCGGCUACUGUUAGCUGGCUGCUAGACGGACAAACCCCGUCAAAAAAACAAACAUAUCUGGAUCCCGUGCUUUUAUUUUUGGCACUGGAGUGCGUUGGUCACCCGUCAUCAUGCCCAUGUACCAGGUAAAGCCCGUCAGUCCCGGUGACAUAAAGAUUGAUUUGCCGACGUGCAUGUACAAGUUACCGAAUGUCCACGCGCAGGGAAUGAACUGCAGCGAGCACGCGCUUCAGAACGGGGAGGUGGAUCCGGCUGUGAAGGCGCUGGAGGACCGUCAGGAUGAAGUCCUGAGGAGACUGUAUGAGCUCAAGGCGACGGUGGACGGGCUCACGAAGACCGUGACCACUCCUGAUGCGGACCUGGACGCCACCACACUCUCUCACGCACCCGUCGAGUCUGUGUUCAGAGGAACCGCUGAUCUAGACUCCCUACUGGGCAAGGACCUGGGCGCGCUGCGGGACAUCGUGAUCAACGCCCACCCGGCCCGUCCUCCUCUGUCGCUGCUGGUGCUUCACGGUCUGCUGUGCCGGCGGUACCAGGUGCUGUCCAGCGUGCACCUGCACUCCUCCGUGCCCGCCGUGCCCCCGCCGCUCAUGUCCUGCCUGGGCCCGCGACACACAGACAGCUACGCACGCCAGCGCUUUCAGCUCGGCUUCACUCUCAUAUGGAAAGAUGUGUCGAAGCUGCAGAUGAAGUUCAGCACACAGAACAUGUGCCCGAUCGAGGGCGAGGCCAACGUGGCGCGCUUCCUCUUCCGUCUUUUGGGCGCCGACCCCCAGGACCCGGUCUCCGCCACGCAGAUGGACAGCUGGAUCGACACGGCGGUGUUCCAGCUGGCCGAGGGGGGCAACAAGGAGCGGGCGGCCGUGCUGAGGUCACUAAACGGGGCUCUGGGACGCUCUCCGUGGCUUCUGGGCGAGGCGUUCUCCCUGGCCGACGUGGUGUGCGCCUGCUGCGUCCUGCAGACCGGCGAGGGCAGCUCGGCUCCUGCCAACGUACAGCGCUGGCUCAAGUCCUGCCAGAACCUGGGCCACUUCCACUGCGUGUAUCCGUUACUGCAGUGAGCGAAAGCUGUGAGAUCAAAACGAGGAACGCCACUGUCAAUCGUGUAAUGA